This is a messenger RNA of Striga hermonthica, 582 nucleotides long. The record is from the annotation of a GenBank genome assembly. Lineage: Eukaryota; Viridiplantae; Streptophyta; Magnoliopsida; Lamiales; Orobanchaceae.
AUGAGUGUGGAAGGAGAAAAGGUGAUACUAGUCCCAUACAUGAAAGAGCAUGUGCCUAAGUACCAUGCCUGGAUGCAAGACCCAGUCAUCCUCCAAGCCACUGCAUCCGAACCACUCACUCUUGAUCAGGAAUAUGAGAUGCAACUUUCCUGGGUUCAAGACCCCCUUAAGCAGACCUUUAUAGUGCUGGACAAGGAGUUAGUAAUUGGAGAUUUUGCCCAUGGAGAACCCCACACCGAAGCCAUGGUUGGUGAUGUGAACAUAUUUAUGAAUGACCUGGAUGAUCUUCACAUUGCAGAGGUGGAAAUAAUGAUUGCUGAACAGAAAAGUCGUGGCAAAGGACUUGCGAAAGAGUCAGUUCUUCUCAUGAUGGCAUUUGCAGUCACGAAUUUUGGUAUGCUUGUCUUUCGUGCAAAAAUCGGCGAAUCAAAUGAGGCUUCUCUUAACCUAUUCAAGAAAUUGGGUUUCAAGGUGAUUUCUUGCAGUGACAUUUUCAAAGAGAUUACACUGGAAUUACCAAUCACUGAAUCCAAGAAAGAGGAACUGCAUCAAUUAAUAAGAAACGCUGUAACUCAUUCAUGA